GAGAGAAAAAAAAGCAUAUAAGGAAGUUGGCUUACGGACAUUUAAACACUUUCCAUCAUACUCUCAGGAAAGUUAGGUUUAGUUGGGCUACAUGUAGUUAAAAGUGUAUCACUCUUAUUGAAACAUAACUUUUGUUAUUUUACAGUUUCACUUCAUGAGUUUAUUUGCAUAAACUGGUGAUUUUCGUUUCCCAGCCGGCAGUGAAGGCAUUAACUAACUGUGUGCCUGCUCAUUUCACUAGCACGCACACAUCCAUCUAAAGCAGCCGAAAGAGAGGUGUUCUCCACUGCUGAAUAACACAGACCAGGUGUUUCCUGUACAUUUUGCAUAUUUGGCCCUGAUAUUAAAGAAGAUGAAGAGAAGAGACACGCCCCAAUUCAAGCAGAAGUCCCCUCACAACUUGGGGAAAAUAGAGAUGCCGCGUCAGUUCCCCAAGGUCUUGCUGAGCGAGGUGGAUGAGUCAGUGCGUCUGCUGGCAGAGAAGGUGUAUGCCUCGGCGCUGAAGGAGGAGGACACCAAGGAUUCCCUGUCCAUGUACACGGUGUCCGAGGACUGUCCCAUCGGCAUGAACCAGGUCCGGGAGCGAGAGAUGCUCAAGGAGAUCGCUGAGCAGUACUCUGAAGAGAGCACUAAAAGGAAGAAGAGUUUCAAAAUGAAGCGUUCCCAGUCAUUAUCUCAGCAGUUCCCCAGUUCCCUCAACAUCUGUCCAGAGUGGGCUUUGUCUGUGGUCGCCCCUCUGUUCACCCCUGGCGCCCACUCCCUAGAGUUCCAGAGGGUCACCAUUAGCGGAGACUAUUGUGCAGGGAUCACAGUGGAGGACUAUGAGCAGGCAGCCAAAACCCUGAUUAAAGCCCUAUUUAUCAGGGAGAAGUACUCCAGGCUGGCCUACCAUCGCUUCCCCAGGACCACCGCCCAGUUCCUCCGCAGCGCUGAGAACCAGAAGUGGAACGUGGAGGAGGAGAUCUUGCCAGACAUGUGCCCCUGCCCUCAAGAGGGGGAGGAUCCAUACACUAUGGAGGGCAUCCCUGAUGAUCUGAACUACGCAUUGCAGAUGAAGGACGGCAUUGUUUAUGUGUACAAUGACGCAGAGGCCCUGAAGCAGCAGCAGCCCCGCAGCCUGCCCUACCCUGACCUGGAGACCUUCGCCAUUGACCUCAGCCAUGUCCUCGCCAUGAUCGCCGACGGGCCCACGAAAACGUACUGCCACAGACGACUGAACUUCAUGGCCUCCAAGUUCUAUCUGCAUGAGAUGCUGAAUGAGAUGGCUGAGCUGAAGGAGCUGAAACGUGUUCCUCACAGAGACUUCUAUAACGUCAGGAAGGUAGACACUCACAUCCACGCAGCUGCUUGCAUGAACCAAAAGCACCUGCUGAAGUUCAUCCAGACCACCUACAAGACCGAGGCGGACCGAGUGGUGCUGGAGAAGGGGGGCCAAAAGCUCACCUUGAAACAGGUGUUUGACACCCUGACCAUGGACCCCUAUGACCUCACUGUGGACUCCCUGGACGUUCACGCUGGAAGGCAAACAUUCCACCGCUUUGACAAGUUCAACUCCAAGUACAACCCAGUGGGAGCCAGCGAACUCCGAGAGAUUUACCUGAAAACAGACAACUACAUCAAAGGGGAAUACUUUGCUCGCAUCAUCAAGGAAGUGGCCCAUGAGUUGGAGGAGAGUAAGUACCAGCACGCAGAACCCCGUAUGUCUAUCUACGGCCGCUCCCCCGUCGAGUGGGAGAGCCUGGCCUCAUGGUUCAUCCAGCACAAGGUGCACUCCCCCAACAUGCGCUGGGUCAUCCAGGUACCCAGGAUCUAUGACAUUUUCAAGUCGAAGAACAUAAUACCGAACUACGCCAAGCUGCUGGAAAAUAUUUUCCUCCCACUGUUCAAGGCUACAGUCAAUCCACAAAAGAACAAGGAGAUGCACGUUUUCUUGAAAUAUGUAACUGGGUUCGACAGUGUGGAUGAUGAGUCCAAGCACAGCGACCACAUGUUCUCCUACAAGAGCCCCAAACCUGAGGAGUGGACCUCAGGCGAAAACCCACCCUACAGUUACUACCUCUUCUACAUGUACGCCAACAUCAUGGUGCUCAACAACCUGAGGAAGGAACGAGGCCUCAAUACCUUCCAGUUCCGGCCCCACUGUGGCGAGGCCGGGUCCAUCACCCACCUGGUCUCUGCCUUCCUCACGGCAGACAACAUCUCCCACGGCCUCAACCUAAAGAAGAGUCCUGUGCUGCAGUACCUGUACUACCUGGCCCAGGUCCCCAUCGCCAUGUCUCCUCUGAGCAACAACAGCCUGUUCCUGGAGUACUCCAAGAACCCUCUCAAGGAGUUCCUCCAGAAAGGCCUGUGUGUGUCCCUGUCCACCGACGACCCCAUGCAGUUCCACUACACCAAGGAGGCCUUGAUGGAGGAGUAUGCCAUUGCAGCCCAGCUGUGGAAGCUGAGUACCUGUGACACGUGUGAGAUCGCCAGGAACAGUGUGCUGCAGAGUGGUCUGUCUCAUCAGGAAAAGAUGCACUUCCUGGGGCCCAACUACCUGCAGGACGGGCCGGAGGGAAAUGACAUCAGACGGACCAACGUGGCUCAGAUCCGCAUGGCCUACCGGCACGAGACUCUGUGCAAUGAGCUCAGCUUCCUGGUGGAGGCCGUAAAGUCAGAGGCCAGCGGAACCCAGGUAGAGUGACCACAGCAGAGAGACCCUUUUACACAUACCGAGCUGAGCCAGGCUUAACCAAGCUGAGUUGUACAGUGCUUGCCGUGUCAGUGGUUACACAUUCACUGCACAGUAGUUGCUAGAACCAUGCUGGAAAGGUCCAUGUGAAAAGAUAGUAUCUGAGACAGCACUGUAUGGUUUGGGUCAGGAGAUAAUGUGACCUUUAGUCUCUCUCUAUUUCAGCUCUAGGCCACAGCCAAGUACUGUACUGGGUCGUUCCAUGAAAUUAGUGCCUUUUGCAUCCCUUUGUUAUUUUAUGUAGAAAUUGUGCACCAAUAUUGAAUUUUAAAGCCUUUUAUAUUAAAUACUAACUUUUAAUAUAGACCACAUGGAGAAUUCAAUCAGAUUUUUUACUUGAACGAAGACUUGCUAAAGUGCGAAAACUCAGCAUUUUGACAUGUCCCAACAUGCACCUUCUGUGACUUCUUGGAAGAUUCAACCCAUUUAACCCUUCCUUAAAUGUCUCAGGUUUUCAACAUCAUGGUAAAGCCCUAGUUAAUUUGUAGCUUUGACAAAGUCAUUUCUAAAAAUGAUUAUUAAUUUAAUCUGAUUAGUGAUUUAUUUACAUCAGUCCCUCAUUUUAACGUCAACCAUGUUACGUGAACUGAAAUUCUGUUUUAAUAUAUUGAAACCAUUCCUUUAUAGUUUUUUCAAAAGAAACAUUGAAAAUCUAAUUGUCAAAUCAUAGUGUAAAAGCAGGUGAGCUGGUUCUACUCUUCUUGGCCAUUUGCUGGUGUUUAGUGGCAGAAAACUGAGAAGGUCGAGCAUUACAGGUCAACCCUGUUACCCAUAGAUAUACAGAUAGAAGCUUGCAUUCUGUUGUACACAAGCUUCUAUUCCCACUCUCACAUGGGGAUUUAUGGCUGAUUUAAGAUGAAAUCGUCAACCCUGCUACAGUCAACCCUGUUACAGUCAACCCUGCUACAGUCAACCCUGUUACAGUCAACCCUGCUACAGUCAACCCUGUUACAGUCAACCCUGUUACAGUCAACCCUGCUACAGUCAACCCUGUUACAGUCAACCCUGCUACUUUAUUUGUCACUUAAUAGGCUCUAGUAAAAAAAAGACCUUGAGAAAGACCUUGAGAAAGACCUUGAGAAAGACCUUGAGAAAGACCUUGAAAAAAAGACCUUGAGAAAGACCUUGAAAAAGACCUUGAGAAAGACCUUGAAAAAAAGACCUUGAGAAAGACCUUGAAAAAGACCUUGAGAAAGACCUUGAAAAAAAGACCUUGAGAAAGACCUUGAGAAAGACCUUGAGAAAAAGACCUUGAGAAAAAGACCUUGAGAAAAAGACCUUGAGAUGGAAAAUGUGUUUUUUAUUAACAUGAAUGUGUGCUCUUUAUGACAAAGUAAAAUUAGGAGAACAGACCUUUUUUUUUUAGCAAGUUACACUUCUCAAAACGCACCAAAAUGGUGAAAAGAUCCAACUGUUACUGGGCUAUGGUAAUACUGAGAGAAUAAGGCACCUUGCUAUAUGAAUAAGACCGUACUGUGUAAGCUACACCACAUCAAGCCAAGCUAACAGCACCAUACUAGGCAAAUCACAGUACCCAUGUCCUCUGUUGACUCAUUUGCAUGCAGGUUUUUUUAUCGUUGAGAAAGCAGAACUUACUCGCUACCUAAUUUUCUCAUGUUGUCCUAGAAAACCAGUUUUGUAGUUGAACAUGAGAGCCAGAGGGACACUGCCUGUACACUGCCAGUACACUGCCACUCCCAGGUCCUGUUAAAAAAAAAUACUACCAACUGUGCCAAUACAAGAGUUCUCACACCAGAAUGAAAGCCAAUCCGAGAGCAUAGCCAUUUUUGUUGUUGUUCUUGUCUUUCUAUUUGAAUUACAGUACAUAAUGGUAGAAGGGAUAUUAUUGUGUUCUAUCAGGUGAAGGGACUCACAUUUAAAGAAGUUACUAAGUUCGUAGCUGGGUAUGAGAGGAGUGGUGUUUUCUAUUAUACAACUUUGGUAAGAGGUUAACUACGGAGCACUUUCUAUAAUGUUGAAUUGCUUCUCUUAUGUGGGCAUCAUACCAUGGACAAAAAUCACUUGACAAAAGGUGAACUGUAAUCAUGUGGCGACUAUGACAAACUUUCAUCCUAGAAUUGGUUCAUUGUCUGAAUGCAGCAUAAAUGUCACUCAACUGUACGUGUAUGAUCGGGAAAUUUGUUUUUAUAUGACAAUAAAGAGCUACUUAGAA
Molecule: messenger RNA, 4907 nt
Organism: Oncorhynchus kisutch (coho salmon)
Lineage: Eukaryota; Metazoa; Chordata; Actinopteri; Salmoniformes; Salmonidae
Product: AMP deaminase 3
Exons: 16
Coding region: 353-2686 (777 amino acids)
Biological process (GO): AMP metabolic process; IMP salvage
Cellular component (GO): cytosol
Molecular function (GO): AMP deaminase activity
Source: RefSeq, a predicted model, not a curated record